Molecule: messenger RNA, 7024 nt
Organism: Amphiprion ocellaris (clown anemonefish)
Lineage: Eukaryota; Metazoa; Chordata; Actinopteri; Pomacentridae
Gene: galnt2
Product: UDP-N-acetyl-alpha-D-galactosamine:polypeptide N-acetylgalactosaminyltransferase 2
Exons: 16
Coding region: 390-2096 (568 amino acids)
Cellular component (GO): Golgi apparatus
Source: RefSeq, a predicted model, not a curated record
GAUCACAGAUACUCUCUCAGCUCCACAUAACUGAUUUUUUACAACAAUCGUUUCCUACAGGGACUAUCCCCACCCCCUCCGCUCCGCUCUGCCCUAGCACGGCACGGCUCGACUCGCUGCCAACCCCGGCCCUCCUCCAGGGCUGCCUGAGCCGGUGUUUGAUUGGAUUAGAGUCGGCUAGCCUUUGCCCUCUAACCCCGCUGAUGUUGGCUUGCUGCUUCCUGCUCCCUCCGCUCCCUCUGACCGACUGACGAAUCCUGCCGAAGCCGCACGGCGAAGCGCCCUGCACGGACACAGCCGACCGGGACGAGCCGCUACAGCCGGAGGAGAGCGGAGCCGAGAGCCGCGCAGCACACAGGCAGGCGGGCGGACGGAGAAAACGGGCAGCCAUGCGGAGGAAAUCAAGGAUAUUGUUGUGUUUUGCGGUGCUGUGGGUGCUGGGGAUAGCCUACUACUUCUACUCGGGGACAGCGCUGAACAGAAAGGAUGAUUGGGGCUCCAGCGACUCGUCCAGUCGGAGCAAAGCACACAACUCUGAUGACAAGACUCACAGCCUGGAGACUCUGCCGCCAGGUAAGGUGCGUUGGCAGGAUUUUGACCAGGAUCUGUAUGUAGGAGCCACGGUGGUCCGACCAGGUCAGGACCCGUAUGCCAGGAACAAGUUCAACCAGGUGGAGAGCGACAAACUCCGUAUGGACAGAGCGGUUCCUGACACAAGACACGAUCACUGUAGACAUAAACAGUGGAAGUCAGACCUGCCGGCCUCCAGCGUCGUCAUCACCUUCCACAACGAAGCUCGCUCAGCUCUGCUCAGAACUGUGGUCAGUGUCUUGAAGAAAAGUCCUCCUCACUUGGUCAAAGAGAUCAUUCUGGUUGAUGACUACAGUGAUAACCCUGAGGAUGGAGCGCUGCUGGGGAAGAUUGAGAAAGUACGCGUGUUGAGAAACGACCGCAGAGAAGGACUGAUGCGUUCGAGGGUUCGAGGUGCAGAUGCCGCCACAGCGCCGGUCCUCACCUUCCUGGACUCCCACUGUGAAUGUAAUGACCACUGGCUGGAGCCGCUACUGGAGAGAGUGGCUGAGGAUAAGACCAGAGUAGUUUCUCCGAUCAUUGAUGUCAUCAACAUGGACAACUUUCAGUACGUGGGAGCCUCGGCCGACCUGAAAGGAGGCUUUGACUGGAAUUUGGUGUUUAAAUGGGACUACAUGACUCUGGAGCAGAGACGAGCCAGACAAGGAAACCCCAUCGCACCAAUAAAGACUCCGAUGAUAGCAGGAGGCCUAUUUGUCAUGGAUAAGGAAUACUUUGAGCAGCUGGGGAAGUAUGACAUGAUGAUGGAUGUAUGGGGAGGAGAGAACCUGGAGAUCUCAUUCCGUGUGUGGCAGUGUGGAGGCAGUCUGGAGAUCAUCCCCUGCAGCAGAGUCGGCCACGUCUUCAGAAAGCAACAUCCAUAUACCUUCCCUGGUGGCAGUGGGACGGUGUUUGCGAGGAACACGAGGAGAGCAGCAGAGGUGUGGAUGGAUGAGUACAAAAACUUCUACUAUGCUGCCGUCCCCUCGGCGAGAAAUGUCCCUUACGGAAACAUCCAGAGUCGCUUGGAGAUGAAGAAGAGAUUAGCCUGCAAGCCUUUUAAAUGGUACCUGGAGAACGUCUACCCUGAACUGAGGGUCCCAGAUCACCAGGACAUCGCUUUCGGAGCCCUGCAGCAGGGAGGAAACUGUCUGGACACCCUGGGCCAUUUUGCAGAUGGAGUGGUGGGCGUCUAUGAAUGUCACAACGCCGGGGGAAACCAGGUAGCAUUACCACGACGACACAUGCAGGAAUGGGCCCUAACCAAGGAUAAAUCAGUGAAGCAUAUGGACCUCUGUCUGACGGUGGUGGACAGAACAGCUGGUUCCCUCAUCAAACUACAAGGCUGUCGAGAGAAUGACAGCAGACAGAAAUGGGAGCAGAUUGAGUCCAACUCGAAGCUCCGUCAUGUGGGCAGUAACCUCUGCCUGGACAGCCGCAGUGCCAGGAUGGGUGGACUCACUGUGGAGGUCUGCAGCCCGAGCCUCAACCAACAGUGGAAGUUCACCCUCAAUUUACAAUCAUAGGGGGCGCUACAGACCCCGGGAAGACUUGGUUAACGGAUAGAGACGCAACAGACUCUGAGAUCAGAAGAUGGAUAGACUCAUGGAGAAAGACAAACUGGGUGGAUUCGUGGAUCCUUCUUGCUCCUCCUCCUCCUCCACAGAGGUGCAGCCAGUCAUGCGUACACCCCUCUCUCCCACCUCACCUCCCUCCCUACAACCAUGAGCCACGCCCCAUGGGGGAGGGGCUUGUAGGCCACAAAGGACUGAACCGGAAACUGGCUCUAUGUGGUGGAUGGAUGGUGACAGUGAUGAUCUUGAUGAGGAUAAAAGCGACGAAAAGGCUUUUGUUUCAAACUACAUACCUCAGUGUUUUUUCAUUGAUGGUUCCAGAGGCAAAUGACCAGUGAAUUCUUUUUUGUUCUAUUACUUUCUUUAAUGCUGGUGAAACUGAACUCUAAUUAUUUUUAUUUUCUUAUUCAUGUUUUUUUUUAUUUCUAGCUGUUAAUUCUUCACAGAGACUUGCAGGAGCAUUUUUUUGGUUCUCAAGUGAGUCCUGUAACAGCGGACGGAGGCUUCGGGUUGUGCUUUUCAGAGAGAUGUAGGUGCUGAGUGAUGGGAAGGGAGGGAAUAGACUCGAUCCCUUGAGCUUUUCCUUUCGUUUGCUUUUGUUGGCUUAACAGAAUCAACAGAGAAAAGAGAGGCAAAGCGGAGAGAAGAGCGCUGUGUGUUCUGCUUUGUUUUCUAUACAGUUCUUUUUCUACGGUUUGUGUCUUGGGCAGGCAAAGGGGUUCAGGGAGGUGCUUCCCGGCUUUGCAUGGGGGGUUUUUGCUCUGGAAUUGGAGUUCCUGAAACCAGCAAGUGUGGUGAAGCCCACCCUGGGGGUUUUACUGUCUGCCUUCAGGCUGUGCUCUCGCUGCUGCAGCAUCCUCACCGCUACACUUCAAUCCCGCGACCAAAACACACAGAAAAAAAUAAAUUCUUAUCAUUCUUUUUCUUUGUUUAUUUACUUCCGGCUAAAAAGGAACCAAAUUUGAAAAGGAUGUGUUGGGUUUCAGGGAGAUCAGGGGAGCGAUUAAAACAGUUUUUUGUUGCAUACUCACACUGCUCUCUGUGGAGCGGUUCAGUUUACCAACCUUUUUUUUUUUUUCCCUGCACAGAUAAUUUUCUUUGCCUGUGUCUGUGUUGCCAUUGUCGGAGGUCUAAUACUCACACCCAAACCUCAUUUAUGGUGCAGCUUCUUCUCUAGAGCAAGAUAAAAGUGACGUUCAUAAUAACAACGUAAUGAGAUCAACAAUAUUUUACAGUUCACAUAGGCAUGAUUGAGAUCAUUAUUUCUCCACUGUGCAUACACUGCUAGUGUUAAAGAAGGAAACCUAGCAUUUUAUACAUGGUAAACUUCUAAGAGGACAAUAAUAGUAAUUUAAAGUUAAUUCAUACAGGCCUCACAGGCCUCUCAUUUUAUUAACAGUGUAAAACCUUGGUUACUCCAGCCUGGGAGCAGAUGACAUGCAAAAAGAAAAGUCCAGAGUGUAGUCACACUCUGUGAAAUGUGCAUCCACACGUGUUCUGAAAAACUCCUUCUAACCGCAUGUAUCACUGACAUGUUCCUAUGUUUGCACUCAGUCAGUAGCGUUUUGCAUCAACAUAUUUUUUUCUCCAUUGUGCCUGCUAGAUGAGCCAUCUGUUCCCAAGUUUGCAACUGCAAUAAACAAGGUUUUGCUGUUUGUCCUCACUCUGUUCCUGCUGGAGGUGAGCAGAUUUUUCUGAUUGCACAAGCAAGAAAAAGGCUCAGUUUUUGCUGAUACAAAGUAGCUAUAAGAAUACUUUUCUUGUUCAUCUGAGUGAGCUACUUUAUUCACAGCAAUAUUUUGGUAUCACAGCACAGUGCCACUUUUUAAUUUUUGUGACUGAAUAGUGUUCCUGCUACCAUUUACAGUACAUAUACCUGUUUGUAAGUCCAUUACCUGAUGCCUUUUGUAUUUCUUUUGCGCCACCAGUCUCUUCUGGGCUUCAUCAUCUCUUCAUCUUCACUGCUGUGAUCCUCGGUACUGUUAGUCACUGAUGAGUAAUGAUGGUGGAGUUUGGGAAAUUGGUUGCGAUUAAAUUUGAAGUGACUCAUCACUUGGCAACUUCAAGGCAACAGCAUUAACACAAACCAUCUCUGAACAGAUACAUUUCACAGCCAACAGCUAAUAUCAGUCACACAUUUCCUAGUUAGAGUAACUAGAAAGAAGUUGCACCCUCAAGUCUUCUGUCAAAUAUUCUCUCAUUUUCUCAGUUUGUCUCAUUCACAUCACACAUUCACAUCCUUCCUCGUUAAAGCUUCAUAGAUUUCUUUUUAAUUUUUUCAAGUUUUACCUGCGAACUAACAAAAACAGCUGGUCCUGUUUGCUGUGUUGUCUGAUGGCUUUGCAGCUUCUACUCAAUCACUGUUUUCUGCCAUUUUCUUUCUUUUUACCUGCUUUUUUUUCCUUCCUUUUGUAUGUUGAUCAUUAAGCGGAGUGAGGGGAGUGGAGAAGGUCAGCUGAAGCUGCAGCUGGUCAUUAAAGCCUAUCCUGUGACUUGAUAGGUUGCUGCAUUGUGCUGCGAGGCACAGGACCCACACAUAUGGCUCAAGAGAGAGACUUGACUAGAUGUCGGGAAAGUUUUGUGUUGCCUUGGAGACCAGAUUCAAAGGCUCAAAUCUGAUUUAGGGCUUCAGUUAGAUUUCAUGGUAAUCAGGAGGGGGAUUUACUUUUAAAUUCUAGGAAAGUCCGCCGUUCUGUUUGGAGGAUGCAAAAGAAUAUGAAACAAUUUCAGUGUCUUAAUUUCUGAAGAACGUUGGAAUUUAGAAGAAUAAUUGAUUGGAAUUUAAGUUUUAAUGUCAUUUUCCUCAAAUGUAUAUUUAAAGCCUCAAAUAGUCAUUUAAUUUCAUUGCAAGUGUGCAGAUGCAUGCCUUCUGACUUAUUUCCCCCUUAGGCCCCUACAUGGACACAAAGCUCAUCAGUGUGACCAGACACCAUGAGAAAUAGAAUUUCUUAAAAUCAAACCUUUUUUAUUUCAUGUGUUGCAGGAGCGGUACUAUUACAGAUGAUGGUUAUUCAGCUGAUUCUGAAUCUGCUUAAAAAUGAAGAUCAUUCAUAGGACAAAAUCUGUGAUGUUCUGGGAUAGAUAAGGUGCAUUAUUCAUUUUCUUUUCCUCCACUGGGUGCAAAUGAGGACCUGUUAGUGGGUUGGAUUAAUGUCUAAAUGUUGCAACCUCCUCAGAGCAAUUUGCCAAUUCCCAUGCAUUGGUGUGUCAGUAAAUCUUGAUACUCCUCAGUCAGUGUGGGAUGUUAAGGAUCAGACUGGAUUGGCAGCAUACUGAUGUUUUUUGUGGUGUAUAGCGCCCUCUAUUGCCACACGUACUGUAUGUAGGCAACAAUUGGCCAACAGAAAAGAAAAAAAGGGACUUGAGGUAGUCCAUUUCUGAUGCACAAUUCACAGCCAGACAGUUUACAAUUUCCUUCUAAUUCACAUUUUCUUGACUUUUGUUUUAUAAACUGUUGAUUUGGCCCUGCUAGCUGGGUGGUGGAAAUGAGCGUCGCUACUCCACAUAACAGGCACAAGAACCAAACUGCACACACCUACGUGACCAGAGCGCAUGUGUGGUUGGAAGCCUUUUCUUUUUAAAACUAGUCUUAUUCUUGGGAAGAUAAGAACUUUGCUAUUUUAUUUUUUAUUCUUUUUAUGUUAUACACAGAGGGAACGACUGUAAUAAUUAAGGAGUCCAGCACCUCAUUUUGAUUGGAUGAUUAAAUGUUUACAUCUUUAGCACAAUGUGCCAAAGUUCCUUCCUGAGUUUUCUGUGUAAGGAAGAAUGAGAAAAGGGGUAAAGAAUGAGUCCCAGAGGACUAAUUCAGUGUUGGUUUGCCUACAGUAUGUUGUGUUUCGUAUUGUUCUCUCCAGUCUCAGUUCAACCUGUGGGAGACAUCGUGGGGAGGACUGCUCUUGCUGCUGAUCCAGUGUCAGCUUUAUGAUUAUAAUUGAGUUAUUUCCUUGACAUAUUUAGAUUUGUGAACAUCGGUUAUGUAAUGCAUUUAAGCCUUGAUGUCUGCAAAAGGCCUGUUGUGAUGGAGCCAGCUGUGUGUUUGGCAGUCAUUAGAAGCGUUAAUCAAAGAGUAGAAGAGUAAUGACAAUCUUGCAGACGGGCGUCUUUAUUAGCAUUAAAAGUGGGAAAAUAACUGAACACCAGUCAGUAAACAAGAGCAUCCUCCCCACUGAGCCAGCAGGACUUUAUUCAUACUCACUGUGUUUUCAAGGGGAAACAAUCAAUGGUUUAUUUUUAAUGGAGUUCAACAAAAAGAGAAGGCACGAAGGUCAAGAUUUGUGUUCUGUCAGCUUUUCCUUUAAAACGGGGAUGAGAGUUCUGUUAUGAUUUGUCCUGCAGCCGGGACGUCUUCCCCUCUCGACCCACCUCAAAUCCCCUCUUAGGAUUAACAGAAGAAAAGCCCUCUCUGAUAUGUGAAAAGCCCUGCUGAGACAUCCAGCUCAGGACUGCUUAAGCUUCUCCAUCUUUUGCUACAAAGCGACUGUAACAGUGUAUGUGAGCAAGAGGGGCUGAACAUGCACAUAAGAAAAUAUACUGUAAACAUGUCAUCAACCUGUCAUGAUCGAUACCAGAUGAAACAGUAAUCAGUGGGGAGGGACGUGAAACUAAUGUGUUUUCUAAGAGGAAUGUGGAUUUGUUGAAUGACGAGGGGUCACAUAUGUAAAAGUGUAUAUUUUUGUAUAUACCUACAUCAGUGUGUGUACAGUAUGUACAUAUAUACACAGUGUACUCAGCCGCGGUUCCUAGUUUUGUUGUCCGACUGUACAGCGCUUCUAACUGUUCCCUGUUUUAUAGAUACUGCAGAAAUUCAACUUUGAAUGAGGAGAAAUGAUUAACUUAAAUAAAUGCAUUUAUAUAUAUAUACAUAUAUAUAAACUAAA